This is a messenger RNA of Saccostrea echinata, 1981 nucleotides long. Its product is annotated as shootin-1-like. The record is from RefSeq and is a predicted model, not a curated record. Lineage: Eukaryota; Metazoa; Mollusca; Bivalvia; Ostreida; Ostreidae. The transcript is spliced from 18 exons. Bases 33 to 1676 code for a protein of 547 amino acids.
CUCGGAAUAGUAUAGUUAAACACUAACUAGUCAUGUCUGAUUCAGAGAAGGAAAACAUGUCAGAAAAGAUGGAUAACGGAGAAUUGACAGAGCUGCAAGUACGUUAUGAUACAUUGAAAUCUCUGUCAAGUCAAGUUCUUGUACAGUAUGAUGACCUGCUUUAUAAAUUCCAAGAAAAUGAAAAAGCGUACAACAGCGUUGUACACAGACUGAAGCUCAGAGAAAGCCAGCUAAAAGAGAUGAAGAAAUUGAUACAGCCCGCCAUAUCUGAGUAUGAAAGAAUGAAGAUGAAGUAUGAGAUUGAAUUCGACUGUAGGACUCAAGCUGAGGUGUUAGCUACUAAGAUUUCCACCCAGAACAAAGAGCUCAAGCGACAGUCUAAAAUGUUACUAGAGCUUCAGGGACCUAAUCCCCCAGAUAUCACACAGAUGAACCUUGAUCUUGAUGAGAAAGAGGACUCCAUUGAGGACUUCCGAAAGGAGCAGGCAGAGAUAAUUCAGAAGCUAGAAGAGGAGCUAGUCACAGUCAAAGAAGAGUUGUCUUCCCUUAGAGAGGACCUGGCCAUUGAGAAGGAACAUUCCAAUAAGUGGAAGCACAAGUUUGAGGAAAUGAAGGAGAGCCGGGCUGAAGCUGAGAUAGUGGUGGAGCAGUACAAGGAAGCCAUGAUGGAACUUGAGAAAGUGUCUGAGGGAGCAGUGAGGGAGUAUGAAGCAUUGCAGCAGAGGUAUGAGUUAGAGCAGCAGUGUCGCAGUGGAGCAGAAAAGUUUGCUACCGAGAUUCGAAUUCAGAAUGAGGCAAUGAAGAAACAGAGUAUGAUCCUCCUGACAGAAGCAGCGUCUGAUCCCAAACUGAUGAUGGCGCUGGCAGAGGUGGAACAGCUUACCCAGGAUUUAGAAACCCAGAAACAGAAAUAUGAGCAGGAGAUUAAGGAGCUGAAGGAGAAGGCUGAGGACAUCGUGGUGGAGGAGCCAGAUAACUCAGCUUUUCUGGAGGAGAUCAGCAGGCUAGAGGACCGGGUCAAACAGUUUGAGGAGCAGUACAAUGUACUGCAGGAAAAAUACAAAGCCUUGGAGGUGAAGUUUGAGGAAGCAACAAGACCCCCACCCCCUCCUCCUCCUCCCCCACCCCCAUCACUGACCACCAAAUCUAAAGGAUUUCUGUCUCGACUGAAGAGAGACGGAUCAAAGAAAAAGAAAAAGCCAGCUGCUGGUGCUUUGCAAAAUCCAGCAAUGAAUGACAACUUUUCAAAAGCAAUGAGUGAAAUGAUGGAACGUAUCAACAGUGGGAAGCCAUUAACGUCUAGUGGACGCACAGUCAAACGUAGGGGAUCUAAAUCCAGUACAGGUGCACUAGGAUCCGUGUCGGAGGAGCCCUCAGAGGGAGGCACUGAGGAGACAGGGGCCAUGAAAGAAUUAAACAACAUACUAAAAAAGAUGAAACGUACCCAGAGUGAAGCUGAUCUCUUAAACAUGGGUGGUGGCCCCAAGGGCGAUGAAUCAACACCAGACAUACCCAAGGAACCUGCCUUCAAGUUCUCUCUUAAAAAAAGAGCACCUGUUGAUUCUGGAACUCCAGAAAAAGAGAAGGAGAAGCCCGAAUUCCUGACCGCUAAUUUCAAGUUGAAAGGGGGCCGUUUAAAGGAGCUUCUCAACCCAGGGGAAGAAGACAAUAAAUAGAACUGGUCAAAUCCUAUGUAGCUGAGUGUCAAGAUUGUACGAAAUAUAAAUAUGAUUAAAACAAACACUAGAUAGCGGAACAGUUGCUGUUUAACAAAUGAAUAUUAAUAAGUGUUGACCAAUAUUUUCUAAAGUAAUACUGUGAGAAUUGAUCAAUAAUGCUUGGUACUUUUUGUUCUUCAUAUUCUAUAAUUUAUUUACAAUGCUCUUCUGAGAGAUGGUUGAAAAUUGUUUCUCACUGCUUCAUACUUUUGUAAAUUGUUGAGUUAACUUUUUAAGGACGUCAAUAAAAGACAUAACUUUAA